AUGGCGCAGAGUGGUCUAGCAGAGAUGUACCAGGAAGAGCUGAUCUGUGAUGCCACCCUCAUAGCCGAUGGACAGAGAUUCCCUUGCCAUAGGGCACUGCUAGCAGCCAUCAGCCCUUUCUUUCGGGACAUUUUCAUCAAUACCUGGAAAGAGUCCAGUGGGAGGGAAGUUCUGCUUCAGAAGGUGGCUCCAUCUACCGUCCAAAGCAUUCUGAAAUAUAUCUACACAGAAGAAAUAGCACUCACACCUGAGCUGGCCCCAUUCCUCUUUGCUGGGGCUAGCCAGUUACAGAUUAUUCCACUGCAGAACCUUUGCUGUAGGUUCCUCAUGACAAAUCUCUCUGUGCAGAACUGCUUUGAGAUGUAUUCUUUGGCUCAAGCGGAAAAGAGCCGCGCCUUGCUUCAUGCGGUCGUACAGCUCCUCACCAACAAUUUUGACCGGGUCUCUGAGCAAGGUGAUUUCCUCCAGCUGGACUUCAGCACACUUGUCACCCUGAUAUCCUCCAGUGACCUUGAAGUUGAUUCUGAGUUCAGAGUCUAUCAGGCAGUGCGGCGCUGGGUGCAAGGGCAACCCAGCAAACACAUCCCUCUGCUUGGAGAGCUGAUGCUCUAUGUUCGUCUCCCACUCUUUGGCCCUGAGGAGCAGGAUGAACUCCAGAGGGACUUGGAGCAGUGGAAUGAUCUGAACCUUGAGUGGAAGCUGCUGGAUGGUGAAGAGAGGUUGUGUCACACCAGGGGCCUCCGGAAGGGCAUGUACAAGCCACACAUCGUGUGCAUCGACACCCAGAUGUGUGAGUACCAGGAGCUAGAGAGUGAAGAGGCACACAUGGGCUGCUACGAGCCACAGACUGAACUGUGGGAGAAGCUUCCCGGUCUGCAGUCCUUGAUGCAUGCAUGCUGUGCUGCAGCCAGUGAGAAGAUCUAUGUCUCUGGAGGCGUCUGUAGGAAUUCUUAUUCGGACGCCGUCUACGAGUUCAGCGCUUUCAAAAGCGAGUGGUCACAACUCCCUUCCAUGGGCAUGCCCCGCGCUGCACAUGGCUUCCUGUUCCACAACCAGAAGCUUUAUGCCAUGGGGGGAUGGCGCAAAUUCCAAAGCUUCCUCGACCUGGCAGAAGCUUUUGAUCUUGUGACGGGGAUGUGGGCAGCAAUUGCAAACCUCCCUUUUGCCCUGAGCCAUCCGGCCUCAACCGUAUUCCGGAACAAGCUGUAUCUCCUUGGUGGUGCAACAGGCAUUUCAACCCACUGGCUGUUCCACAGGGGGAUCCUGAUCUAUGAGACAAGCUCCAACACAUGGUCUCAGGUGCCUCUGGCCACAGGUUUCUUUGCUGCAGGUGCUGUGGCUGGGGACACUGGGAUCUAUGUCAUUGGGGGAUACUCUGAAAAGAAGACCCAUGACUGGGUGGAAGGGGCGCUUGUCCCCGAGAACCGCCACAGCACUCGCAAGUGCUUCUUUGUCAAUGAGGCUGGCAGAGUGAGCUACAGCACGGGCAUCCCCAAAUUGCCACGAGGGAUUGCCAAUGCAGGAGUGGUCUGUUGUGGCAAGCGGAUCUAUGUGUUGGGCGGGGAAGACUUAACCCAGCGCUACAAAAUGAUUUACCACUGGGAGCCUGGUGAGCCCCGUUGGCGCCGUUGCAUGACAGAGAUCCCCGUGGCCCGCGAGGGCAUCAGCAGGUUUGGAUGUGUGACCCUGAUGAGACCCAACCCAAAUAUCCUUCAGCUUUUCCAGGUCACCUCCCUUGUCCUAGUGUCUGCUGUCAGCAAAUAG
Molecule: messenger RNA, 1764 nt
Organism: Rhineura floridana
Lineage: Eukaryota; Metazoa; Chordata; Lepidosauria; Squamata; Rhineuridae
Product: kelch-like protein 24
Exons: 4
Coding region: 1-1764 (587 amino acids)
Molecular function (GO): protein binding
Source: RefSeq, a predicted model, not a curated record